Messenger RNA from Knipowitschia caucasica, 2010 nucleotides. The record is from the annotation of a GenBank genome assembly. Lineage: Eukaryota; Metazoa; Chordata; Actinopteri; Gobiiformes; Gobiidae.
AUGUGGAGUAUCUUACUGGCGCUCUGUGUGGUUUUCCAGCCCAAUUUAGCCGAGGAAGUGAUGUUGCUGGACACAUCAGAGUCGACCUCGGAGCUGGGCUGGAUCACAUAUCCGGACACAGGGUGGGACGAGGUUUCUGUUUUGGACGAUAAAGGGACUCUUAUCAGGACAUUUGAGGUGUGUAAUGUGAACCAGAACGCUCGCCAGCAGGACAACUGGCUGGCCACCCCGUUCCUGUUUCGACGAUCCGCCCCGAGGGUCUUCGUCACCUUGAAGUUCUCUGUGCGGGACUGUGCCAGUCUGCGGUCGCCCUCGCCGUCCUGCCGCGAGACCCUCACGCUGUACUACAAACAAGCCGACUCUCAGAGGGAGCUGGAGAGAACCUGGGCUGCGGAGCCGUCCAAUGGGGACAAGGAGACGAGAGAAGGUUGGGUGAAGAUUGACACCAUCGCGGCCGACAAAAGCUUCUCUAAAGUGGAGCCUAGUUCUCCACACCAAUAUCAGCCCAACCGAUACAGUCGCAUCAACGUGAAGACCCGCAGCUUUGCCCCGCUCACACGCAAUGGAUUUGUGCUGGCAAUUGUGGACAGUGGAGCUUGUGUCUCUCUUAUGGGUGUUUCCAUUUUUUAUCGUCGAUGUCCUGCCACCAGCCAGCACUUGGCUUCGUACCCCGCCACUCCCUCCGGAGCUGAGCCCACAGCUCUGGUGCCUGUGACAGGCACCUGUGUCCCCCACAGUAAAGCCCAGGGCGGACCCCCACGCAUGCACUGCAACGCUGAGGGCGAGUGGAUGGUGCCAGUGGGAGGUUGUGUCUGCGAUGAAGGAUAUGAGCCCAACCACAAUGGAUCUGCCUGCCUCGCCUGUCCUAGUGGGUACUUCAAGUCCGUGUCUGGCCCCACCCCAUGUUCGCUGUGCCCCCCCAACAGCAGGACGAGUCUGGACGGAGCCUCUGUGUGCGAGUGCCGCAGCAGCUUCUACCGCGCCGCCACCGACGCCAACUACUCCGCCUGCACCACCCCUCCGUCUGCUCCUGUGGCUCUGACCUGGGAGUAUGAGAGCGGCGAUGGAGGCGUGUCCUUGAGGUGGCGCCCCCCGAUGGACAUGGGGGGUCGCAGCGAGGUGUGGUAUGGCGUGGUGUGUCGCAUCUGCCCCUCGGCCAUCGUUUCCAGCCCCACCCAGUGCUCGUGGUGCGGCGAGGGCGUCACGUUCAGCCCGUCUCAGACAAACCUCAAACAGACGAAAGUGACUCUCAACAACCUGCUGACCCGAGUCACCUACCUCAUACAGGUGCAGGCCAUGAACGAGGUGUCCGCUCUCAGUCCUUUUCCUGCGCGCUACACAAGCAUCAAUUUCACCACCAGUCAGUCCGGUGAGUACAGAGCAGAGACAGAGAGCAGAACAAUGAGCACUGGCAGUAAGAUCCCGGUGCGGUGGACGGCUCCAGAGGCAUUUCAGCACCGGAAGUUCAGCUCGGCCAGUGACGUGUGGAGCUUUGGUGUGCUGAUGUGGGAGGUGAUGUCUUAUGGAGAGCGGCCAUACUGGGACAUGAGCAACCAGGAGGUGAUGAAGGCGGUGGCUGAUCAGUUCCGCCUCCCGGCUCCUCAUAACUGCCCCGCAGCAAUGCACUCUUUGAUGCUGCAGUGCUGGCAGACUGACCGCGGAGACCGGCCCGGCUUCGAUGUUCUGCUGUCCUCAUUGGACCGCCUCAUAAGACAUCCCGCCUCCCUCAAAGCUGAGCCCACACGAAGCUGUUCCCAGCCGCUCCUCAGCCCCACCCCCACAGACCUGUCCUGUGUGGCCACCGUCAGUGACUGGCUGAAGGCCUUGAGGUUGGAGCGCUACCAGGAUGCUUUUGACCGCGCCCACCUGGACUCGUUGGACAGAGUCAGCCGCCUCAGCAUGGAUGAAGUGCAGGCUCUGGGGGUGAACCUGAUCGGACAUCAGAGGAAGAUUGUGAGCGCUGCGCAGCAGCUCCGGACCUUCCUGGCGCAGGGGCAGGUGGAGGUGUGA